Fraxinus pennsylvanica is the source of this 624-nucleotide messenger RNA. The record is from the annotation of a GenBank genome assembly. NCBI's taxonomy places the organism in Eukaryota, Viridiplantae, Streptophyta, Magnoliopsida, Lamiales, Oleaceae.
AUGUCAACAUUGGCAAACUCUAUUGUUGGGCACGUUUCAACUGGUCUCCAUAUCAAGCCUUAUUCUAGGCUUCAAGUUUUGGCUUGGAAUCCCAUUUCAAAACAGAAGGACCACCAGAGCUUUUUUUGGAGCAAAAGUUUAGUGCAGUGCAAUAACAACGACAAAAGGAAUUUCGCUGUUUAUGCUAGCAGUGUACCAGGAGCUUCAUCGCCUUCUGGACCACCCUCCAACUCCAUUAGGAGCUGGAUUCUAGGACUGGUGGUAUCAAUAAUUCUACCCUUUUUCACACACAAAUGGGGGCCAUUAUGGGUCAUUAAGAAUAGAAUUGAAAAUGCAGUGCAAACUGUAGAAAAUAUAGUGAACGCGGUGGAGAAGGUGGCUGAAGAAGUUGACAAAAUUGCAGAGGAUAUUGUAGAUGAACUCCCUGAAGGACAACUCAAAAAUAUUGCACAUUUUGUUGAAGAUAUUGCCGAAAAAACAGCUAAGAAUGCUGAUUCAAUUGGCAAUUUAAUCGACAAGGUUCAGGAAGCUGAGGAAAAGCUGGAGGGCAUUGUUGAAUCUAUCAGUGAUGAAGGCAAAAAGUCUCCCACAGAAGCAAAUGCGAGAAUGAAACAAGAAGACUAG